Clupea harengus (Atlantic herring) is the source of this 2862-nucleotide messenger RNA. RefSeq names its product E2F transcription factor 1 (gene e2f1). Gene Ontology annotation, biological process: regulation of transcription by RNA polymerase II. Lineage: Eukaryota; Metazoa; Chordata; Actinopteri; Clupeiformes; Clupeidae. The record is from RefSeq and is a predicted model, not a curated record. Gene Ontology annotation, cellular component: Rb-E2F complex. Gene Ontology annotation, molecular function: RNA polymerase II cis-regulatory region sequence-specific DNA binding; DNA-binding transcription factor activity, RNA polymerase II-specific; protein dimerization activity.
GCGUAAACUACUGCGUCAGAUCAGCUGGGACAACAUUUAUAACAAUGUGAAAAUUGAGUAGCAAAUUCAAGAGAAUUCUUGAAGUUACUGGAGGAAGGCUAAUUAUUGUGUUUGCUGGAUGCACUCUGGGAAGCUGCACACGGGUAGAGCAACUUUCGUGUUGAAAAUUGGCAUUUUCCUGCUUUGUUGUUGUAGUGCUGUGUAUCAAUAUUCCGCGAGUGUGUCACAGUUGCCUGAACCUUUAGCAUGUCAUAUUAGUCUCUAGUGUGCGGAAUUUAGAUUUAGAUAGAUGGAGUUCAGUUAAACUGACGUCUGUCCACUGGCUAGUUCAGUGGUUACCAUUGUAACUGUCAACUAAUUUUAGUGAAAUGGUGGCUUCAUCAGAUGCAUGACUAUCCUAUAUAUCUACUCGGUCAAAAUAUGUUCAAUGCUGUACUGCUGGAAAACUAUUGAUAGUUACCCUCUCAAUCUAGUAGUUAGAAUCGAUUGGAAUAUUUGAAGUUACUUUUGUUGCAGAGUAAAAUUGUGCUGGGGAACAUUAUUAAACCACAAUACAACGCACGUAAUGAUGCUAAAUCAUGAUUUCAAAUCUAUAAAAGAUCAGGGUGUUCUUUAAAUCACAGGGUUAUUGUCCCUUAUCCUGCCUUGUCGAAUCGCAACUGGAGUCAGAUGUAGGCUAAGUAACGUGACACAUGCUUAGUCCACGGAUGUAAGAAAUGAUUGUGAGGUGUGUCAUUGUAAAAAGAUCUUAUAGGCUAGUGUUUUGCCUUGCCUUGCCUUGCCUUGCCUUGACAAAAUACGGCUCAAGCCAUGUCUGACCAGCUUAUAUCGAGUAAGAACUCUGAAGAUUUGCUGGUAGAUUUCGAGUCACUGAUAAACUCUGGAGCGUUUGACUUGAGCAACCACCAAGUUGUGAUCAUUUCGACCCCAAGUAACGUCGCUGUUCCCACAGUCGCGCCACUCGUCACAGGAGACAUAUUCUUUGUUGCCACGCCUCAAUCCUCGACGACAGAUCAAGACCGUCUCAGAACAUAUCUGGGUCGACCACCGGUGAAGAGAAAGUUAGAUCUGGACAGUGCCCAUCUGUAUGAGAGCAGUCCAAAACCUAAGCUCUUAAGUCAGGCUCCUUCAAGCAUCACAGCACCACCAAAAGUUUAUAAGAAAACCACAGAGAAGUCACGCUACGACACUUCCCUGAGUCUAACCACAAAACGCUUCCUAGACCUGCUGUCCCAAUCACCUGAUGGAGUUGUGGACCUCAGCUGGGCCUCACAGGUUCUGGAUGUACAGAAACGCCGCAUCUAUGACAUCACCAAUGUUCUAGAGGGGAUACAGCUCGUCUCCAAGAAGUCAAAGAAUCACAUCCAGUGGCUAGGAAGCUGCGUUGAUGGGCAGUCCGUGGUGCGGCAUCAGCACUUGCAGAAAGAGUUGUUAGAGCUGACAGAGGCGGAAGGCAAAUUGGAUGAGCUCAUUCGCAAAUGUGACCUGCAGCUUCAGCUGCUUACUGAAGACCCACAGAACAAGAAGCUUAGCUACGUCAUGUGCCAAGAUGUACGCAUGGUGGUGAAUCCUGCAGACCAGCUGGUCAUGGUUAUCAAAGCACCUCCUGAAACCCAGCUGCAAGUUUCUGAACCUAGUGUGGGUUACCAGAUCGCCUUGAAAAGUUCCAGAGGCCCUGUAGAUGUGUUCUUAGUUCCCGAGGAUAGUUCCAAAGUAUACAACCCUGUGACUGACGGCAAAGCACUAGUGGCCUCCAGACAGACCUGCCCUCCUCAGACCACUUCACUGGAGCCAGCCUCAUGUACAUCAUCCAUCUCAGAUCCAUCCUCUACUCAAUUAGAACCACCUCUUCUGAAUCAAGACCCUAUGCCCAGUCCAGAAUAUAUGCCUGACUUGGACUUGACACACCUUGAGUACUCCAACGCCCUGCUAGACCGGGGCAUGGAUUGCGUUCCUACACCCACAGAUGGCCUCAUCAAUCUGUCACCUCUGAGUCAAGACUACCACUUUGGGAUGGAGGAGCAUGAAGGCAUCAGUGAACUAUUUGAUUGUGACUUUGGUGAAUUGGGUGAACAUUUGAAUUUUGAGAAUGUGCUUUAAGAAAGUGAAUGAGUGGGCAAUGUGUACAUAACAUUUAUGGAUCAAGCAUGUUGAUAUGAUAUGGGCCAAACAGACUUAUUCUGUUGACUGAGGGCCAAUGCAUUACCAGAUGGUGCCACACAGUUUGCACUCAAAAUUGGGGCAAAUUUCCGGGAUUUUUAAUUUGUCAAAAGCUCUAUUUUGUGAACGCAUCAACUAAAUCUAUAUUUCCUAUUUCAUCACAUCUAUUUAAUCACCAGUCUAAAUGACCUCAGCUACAUCAAAGAAUAUUUGAGCUAGCACUUUAAUAAUAUAUGCUCAUUUCAAUUUUAAACAGCAGCAGAUUUCUGAAUCUUUCUUAAUAGCUUAAAAGGCAAUUGCAAAUACGGUUAUGGUUGAAAACAAAUGAGCACAGGACUGUCUGUAAUUAGUCUGUUUUUUGCUUAGCGCCUCCAGAGCAGGUUUAUGUGGAUAUAUAGUGUCAUUUUUAGGGUCAAAUGUAUCAAUGUUUGCAUACAACUUGUCACUUGUACCCACAUUUUGUGUAUAGAGAUUUUUUGUCAGUUAUCAAACUCAACGUGCCUAACGCCCACUCCCACAAUUAUCCUUAUAAGUCGAGACACCGUACAUUGGUCGGAUUAGCAUGUAAAUCUUCCAGGUAAACCUCUCAACGGAAGGCACAUCCUGCGGGUUUAUGAAGGGAGUCAUCUGCCAAUGUGGGUCACAUCUGUGUUCAAAGCUUAAUUGGGAUUAAUAUGCUAAAUAAAGCAAAGGAUAAAUGAA